CUUAACGUUUUUGACAGUAGCUAUAUUAAACACCUUGUAGAUAUAUAGUCAUGUAUCUUAUUGCCAAUAAUUUUUGAGAGCUGCAAAAAUGUAAAGAUUGCUCCUUUAAACAGUUUUUCGUAAAUGAAAUAAAAUAUUCUUACUCGCGUCUGAAGUACAUCAUGGCUUACUUACGUCAACCUGAAUAUGUACAAUAUUCCUGCAGUUGUGGAUCCCUAAAAAGUAUUUCAAAAAUCUACUUUUGUAGGCAUUGUUUAAGUAUUAGAUGCGGAUUUUGUGUAUGCCAUGAGGUUGACUCGUAUUACUGUCCUAAUUGUUUAGAAAAUUUGCCAACUUCAGAAGUGAGACUAAAGAAGAAUAAGUGCUCUAAUUGUUUUGACUGCCCAUGCUGCUUACAAACCUUAUCAAUUCGAUUGGGACAAAGUUUCUCAGUAUCAUCUCAAUCAAAAUCUGAAGAAGAAUCUAAACCAACUACAAAGAAGGUUUAUUAUUUAAGUUGUUCGCUUUGUCGAUGGAGUUCAAGAGAUGCGGGCAUUCCAGACCAGACUGUUGCCACGGGCAGUUGGAAAGAACAAGAAAAUCCAUAUUCAAAUAGAGUUAAUGCACUUAUCAAUUAUUACAAAAUAUUAGCUUCAUUUGAAAAACAACAAAAAGAAAGGAAAAAGUUCCACAUUAAACGUUCAUUUUUACAAUUUGAAAAAUUUGGAAUUACAUCUGCUAUGGCUCGGAAACGAUCUGGUCGACCUCCACUAACUCAAGCCCAAAAUCAAACAGUCACUACACCAACCCCUUCAGUAGCUGAAGAAAAUGUGGAUGAAUCUUUAUCUGAUUUAUUUACUAAAUCAAUAGAUAUAACAAGAACUACUACAAUAGAUCAGCGUUUGCAGCAUCCAGAACUACAAGCUGAUACCAUUGAUAAAUUAAGACCUCAAAGAAAACAAUUUAUAAUUAAAAGAUCCCAAAGAUGUAGGACAUGUGAACACAAUGUUAGUAAACCUGAUUAUUGUUCUACAUCAACAAAAUUUAAAAUUCAAUUAGCAGCUUAUUAUCACCUACCAGAAGUUCGUAUUGUUACAUAUGAACCACUUCAAUUUGGAAAGUCAAGUGAACUACUUUUAAAACUAUCUAAUCCAACUCAGCAUCAAAUGCAAAUUACGUUUUUAUCUUUGGAAACACCAGUUGUAACAACUACAAAAGUACAAGGAGUAGUAGAAGAAAUUAAUAAAGAAAGGAUUCAAAUGGGUUGUGACUCUCCAAAUCUAUUACCUUCUGCAAUUCGUCAAACAGCAGUCAUUGAAGAAGUAAAACCAAUUAUUGUUGUUCCAAAUGGUGAAAUAUUAUUACCAAAUUCAUCAUUCACAUUACCUCAGAAAGAUGAAACUGCUGAGUAUGAUGAACUUAAUGAAACUCAGAACUUCCAAGAUGAUCCCAAGGUAGUUGUUUGGAGAAGAGGUAACAAGUUAAUAAUACGCUUACAUGUUUUGCCAGAUGUUACCAAAAGUUCAGGUGACAUGCCUGAGACUGUAAUAGUUGGUUUUGUAAUGCAAUUCAGUUAUAUCAAUACAAUUGCAACUUUAGAACAUAAAACUCCACAAAAGCUUGAUUUGAGAGUUAAAUUAUACUUAACUCUUGAUAAUUCAAGUAAAAUUGCAAGAACUGCGUCUAUGUUGAAAUGAAAUAGAAGCAACAAAUCUUUUUUAGUGGAAAAAAAUAUAGCACAAUCUGAUUGAAGAAUGAUACUUACAAUGUAUUUUUAAAUUUCAUGUGCAAGUGAAUAUUCUUUUUAUUUUGCAACAUUUUAUUUUUGAGAUAAA
Molecule: messenger RNA, 1814 nt
Organism: Trichogramma pretiosum
Lineage: Eukaryota; Metazoa; Arthropoda; Insecta; Hymenoptera; Trichogrammatidae
Gene: DCTN4-p62
Product: dynactin subunit 4
Exons: 9
Coding region: 162-1676 (504 amino acids)
Cellular component (GO): dynactin complex
Source: RefSeq, a predicted model, not a curated record